This is a messenger RNA of Acyrthosiphon pisum (pea aphid), 2158 nucleotides long. Its product is annotated as disks large homolog 5-like. Bases 131 to 1873 code for a protein of 580 amino acids. Gene Ontology annotation, cellular component: plasma membrane. The record is from RefSeq and is a predicted model, not a curated record. The transcript is spliced from 9 exons. Gene Ontology annotation, biological process: negative regulation of hippo signaling. Gene Ontology annotation, molecular function: protein binding. NCBI's taxonomy places the organism in Eukaryota, Metazoa, Arthropoda, Insecta, Hemiptera, Aphididae.
UUAAUCUAGAUAGUGUAUUUUUAUAUAGUUUCACCACACUAACUCUCCAUCAGUUGAUAUUCACUGCAAUAGAUAUACUACUAGAUCACCUCAUAACAUUAUAACUAAUAUCAACAGUCAUAGUGAACUUAUGGUAGAAUCUCAUCAAGGUUAUGAAGUAAAUACAUUUCCUAAAAAGUGUGAAAGGAUCAGAAUACCUUCCAACCCAAGUGUGACUAGUAAAAGUAGUGGUGGUGCAGUUGGUUUAUCAACUGGAAGUAUUGAUAGAUCUGUAAGUAGUGAAAUAAGGGAUAUCCCAAUGCCUACACUUAGAGCCGAAGUUUUUAAUCCUGGACAAAUAUCUAUCCCUACCAAAGAGGAACAAUCAUUACUUGAAUAUGAUUGGGAAUCAAAAUAUUUUAUAAAUCCACAUCUAUUAGGUGUUGGAAGUGGUUCAUUGACUGACGGGUUGAGAAGAAUCAAUAUAAAUAAAUCUAGCGAACCUCUUGGAAUUAAUAUAUUUUCUGUUGAUAGUAGUGGAGUUUUUAUAUCUUAUGUUGCUGACCAUAGUGUGGCUUCCAAAGUAGGUCUUCAAGUCGGAGAUCAGAUAUUAGAAGUUUGUGGAAUAAACUUAAGAUGUGCAUCAUAUCGGUUAGCUGCAAAUGUUUUACGGCAGUGUGGAGACACAGUUACCAUGCUAGUACAAUACAGCCCAGAUAAAUCCAAAGAGUUAAAUUGCACUAAAAGUUCAACAAGCAACUGUUCAGAAACUCUAACACCGCGCAAUUCACCCACUGUUAAUAGAAAGUCUACAGGUGCUUCAAUUAUUUAUCAUGACAUGUCUACAUUAAAUUUGCAAAAGAGUGAUCAAAAUACAGAUAGUACAAGCUUAAGAGCAUAUGAACCACGGUAUUUUAUCAUGGAGACAAGGAAGUGUAGUAACUUAGGAAUAAGCCUAGUUGGCGGAAAUGCCGUUGGAAUAUUUGUACAUAGUGUUAACUUAAAUUCAUUGGCUUAUAACGCAGGUUUACGAACUGGUGAUCAUAUACUUGAAUAUAAUGGAACAGAUUUAAGAGAAGCGACUGCUGAAGAAGCAGCUUUUGAAUUAGCCAAGCCAGCUGAAAAAGUCACAGUUCUAGCACAAUAUUCAAUUGAUAAAUACAAUGAAAUCAAGGAUAAGCCCGGUGAUAGCUUUUUUAUACGAGCACUGUUUGAUCGUAUAAUUGAUUUGAGUGAUGCUAGUAGCAAUUCUUCUCAGCUACAAUUUCGCAAAGAUGAUGUUCUGUAUGUAGAUAGCACAAUGUAUAAUGGUGUUCCGGGAAAUUGGCGAGCGUGGUUAGUUGAUCACAAUGGUUAUAAACAACAAGUUGGCAUUAUACCUAGCAAAUACAAAGUUGAAGAAGAACUUGUAAUUAAACAUAGUGGAGGUAAAUUAGAAAGUGAUACACGGCGUCCAACAAGACUCAGUUUCUUUAAACGUAAAAAGCAUCGACACAGCAGUUCCAAAGAAUUGGCUAGUUUUUCAAAUAUAAACUUGGGUUGGUUUAGUAGUGACUCUGGUACUUUACAUGAUGAUGCCAUUGUGAUGCCUUCUUACCAAAGAGUUAUCAGGUUAAAUUCUGAACCAAACAUUCUAACCCCUGAGUUAGUUAAUUUUAAAUCCACUGAGCAAGUGAAUGAAGCUAAAAAGUCUCGAUCAUCUCACAAUAAAAUGUCUGCUAAAGCAGCAAAAGAAAUGUAUGAACAUGCAUUAAAGCUUGAAUCUGAGUCUAAUAACAUUUCAGCCGUUAUACCAGCUGGAGUUAAUGUGGCAAACAUGUGUACAAAAAUUAAAGCUGCAGUCGAUUUAGAAAAAAGCAAAACACUUUGGGUUCCUUCCUCAACUCCACUUUGAUAACAAGUGUUUUAUGAAUCAUUAUUACAUCUAAAACAAUUAAGUUUUAUUAUUAUUAUUUCUAUUUUACUAAUUUGGGGAUUCCCCUUGAGUCUUAUAUUGAACAAUGUAUUGUAAACUAUUGUUGGUGUUGGAUUAUUUUUUUUUUUAUGUAAUAAUUUUGUAUUUUAAUAUGUUAUUUCUUAUAACAUAGGUAUUAAAUAUUUAAUGUGCAACAUACCAUAAUAGUAACAAUGACAUAAUACAUAUUAUCUUGAUUAUCAAAAUGAACGAUCAAAACUUGGC